GUUUGGUUAAACUUUCCAAAAUUCUCUGAAGCAAAAACGCUCCAGCUUGAAGAAUCAGUACAUCGAACCAACUUCACAUCAGUUUCAGGUAAAAAUGGUUUCAUUGAGAGAACUCACAGAGCAACGAGGUAACCAGGGCAGAGAGGGAGAAGAGGGAGCGGUUUUGUCAGUGGAGCCUAUCACGAUGAUAGUGCCGCCGGAGUUGCAGGAUGUGCCGGAAACAAUGGCGUCUGAGAGCAGCACGAGUUCCAGCGCCAGUGACAACGGUGGCAACCAUCCUAGUGCGCCAUCGAGCAGCUCGUCCAAGGGGACACCAGGCCGCGAGGAGGGGGCAGGGGAUGUAGCGCCGAAGGACCUGCCCGCCGGAUUUAGGUUUCGGGCUGCGCUUCAUCAUGAAGUAGCAGACUGCGCGCCCUCAAUCAGUGGGUACAGGAGAUUGGAGGAUAUGGUGAGGGCGUAUCAUAUUCCCCGGACAAUACUGUUACGAAUAGGCACACCCAAUGAGACGGCUUGUACGGUGUCACAGACUGGUUGGAUCCCAGUGUAUGUGGACCACUUUGACGCCGGCCUGCGGUUUCCCCUGCCCAGAUUGCGACUAGAGGUGCCGGCCAAGGCAAUCGUGUUCAGGUCGCUGUUUCAGUGCCGGCUGUGUCCGAACUCACGAGGAGCGAAGUGGUACUACCUCUCAGGGAGGGAUAAGAGCCAGCUCUUAAAAAAUGUGAGGAACAAGGUAGCGAGGUGGAAGAGACAGUUUAUUUUUGUUCGUGACACGCGAGCAGAAAGGAUAAACAACGACCUCGCUGCCCGGCUGUCUGAGUGGCGCACCCCCAACGCUCAUAUCAACUAUCCUCAGCUACUGCAUCGGGAUGUCGAUCUGAAGAACCAGCUACUGGAGUAUGCGCAGGGGGAGGGUCUAAUAGAUCUAGAAGCCCUGGUUACCUCGGAGGCUCUCAUCGUUUUAGGGUUUGUCGAUGUGACAAACCUGUUCAGCGAAGGUAUAUUUUUAUCAUAUAGUAUUAAUUCUAGUCGGGCUGAGGCUUAUGCGUUUUUCUGUGCAUCUUGGAACGCCAACGACAGCGAGCCCAAGGCUCACGAGGUCGCGCGUCGGGCAGCGCGCAACCCCGUCAAACAAGGUUUGACGAGCGGCCACCCCCAGCGCCUCAAUCCCGCGGCCCGUCUCACAGGGGGUCCAGCUCGUCGUCAAGGCCGCGAGCAGAUAACAGAGCGAGGCUGUGGCCUCGGGUGCACGCAGACAUGCACGCGAGGAGACAGAGAGCGAGGAGGACGAGCGACUGUGCGGGCAGCAGUGGAGCCCGCCUCUACAUCGGCCUCGAUGGGCCCCAGGAUUGCUUAUCCUAAGGGCUUCAGCUAUGUGCGGGCAGAGUGCCAACCUGCCAUGGUGCAAGCCAUGCACAGCUUUGUGCCCCCUUCUGACAAUAAGCGGGCCAAAGCCUUUGUGCAACAGCAUGGCGGUCAGGUCGCCAUGAUCAAAUUAAUGGAUGCAUUCAGCUACGCGGUAGCACUGUACGAGAGCGAGCAAGCGGCUCGUACAGAGAACACCGAGCUCGGAGCAAAGUGCAAACAGCUGGCCACAGAGAAGGCUAGCCUUGUGGACGAUGUGAAUCGUCUGCAAGGCUCUAAGAUGGCGAAUCGAGCUGCUGCAGCGGAGAGCCGAGCAAACGAGCUCGCUGCCAGGAAUAACGAGCUCCGGGAGGAGUUGGAUCGAGCGCGGGCUGAAAAGGAAAGCGGGAUUCAGGCGGCCAAGGAAGAAGCAGUCUGGGUUGAGGAACGGGCGAAGAAGGCCGAGGCCGACAGGGAUCGUGCUCAGCACGAGCUAAGCUCCCUUAGGCACCAGGUCGUCGAGGCGGACCAGAACCUUGCUGCUGCCGGGGAGGCGCUGAACGAGCUGAAGGCUUCCCAUGCACGUUCUGUCGUCAUCGCCCGGGCUCAAGGGGCGGAAUGGUUCGUUGGCUCGGCUGCGUUUCAGGACGCCGUGGCUGUGGCGUCGGCAAAUGUUACCACAGAAAUCUACAAUGAGAUCCGUGGAAAAGUACUGCAACACCGCCCGGAUUUUCCAAUCCGCGAGCUAGUCUUCUUUGACGAGGAGGAGCUAGACGAGCAGGGUAAGAGCCUUGCUCCCCUCUCUGACACAACUGUGAGGCUGAGGUGGGAUUUAAACGAGGAGGGUGUGCCCGUCUGGCCACCGUCCGUGCUGGAGGACGGGGAGGAUCCAGCAGGACUGCCCUCCUUUGACGCUUGGGUAGAGGGUGCUCCUGUGGCUGAGCAGGAGCCUUCAAGCACCCCGCCCAACUCUCAGCCCGCUGGGGUGUCAGUCAGCUCACCGGUCAGCGCGCCAGCCUCCGAGCCCGCAGCCCGAUCUCCUCCUGCUCGCUCUCCUGCAGCCGCUGCUGAUGCAUCCAUGCCCGUCGACCUGACGGAUGACUAGAUUUAGGGUUUUUUCUUUUGAUUUUUGUACCUUGUUUUUGCAUUUUUGUAUUUGAUCAAUGGAUCCAUAUCGCAUGUACGUUCAAUGUAAACAUCUUUGAUGAAAUACAAAAAUGAAUAUUUCUUUGAACU
Molecule: messenger RNA, 2577 nt
Organism: Rubroshorea leprosula
Lineage: Eukaryota; Viridiplantae; Streptophyta; Magnoliopsida; Malvales; Dipterocarpaceae
Source: the annotation of a GenBank genome assembly